AUGGCUCUUGCUUCUGUGGCCAAGGUGGUGCUGGGCUCCAUCGCCUUCUGUGUGUUCUGGGUGCUGGCCGUGUUCCCGUCCGUGCCCUUCAUGCCCAUCGGCCGCACGGCGGGCGCCCUGCUCAGCGCCGUCCUGAUGAUCGUGUUCCACGUGAUCAGCCCCGACGACGCGUACGCGUCCGUGGACCUCCCCAUCCUGGGCCUCCUCUUUGCCACCAUGGUGGUGGGCAGUUACCUCAAGAACGCCGGCAUGUUCAAGCACCUGGGCACGCUGCUGGCGUGGCGGAGCCAGGGCGGCCGCGACCUGCUGUGCCGCGUCUGCGUCGUCACGGCGCUGGCCAGCGCGCUCUUCACCAACGACACCUGCUGCGUCGUGCUCACCGAGUUCGUGCUGGAGCUCGCCGCCGAGCGCAACCUCCCCGCCAAGCCCUUCCUGCUGGCGCUGGCCUCCAGCGCCAACAUCGGCUCCAGCGCCACGCCCAUCGGCAACCCGCAGAACCUGGUGAUCGCCUUCAACAGCAAGAUCUCCUUCCCCAAGUUCCUGCUCGGCAUCCUGCCCGCCAUGCUCGCCGGCAUGGCCGUCAACAUGGUCAUGCUCCUCUGCAUGUACUGGAAGGACCUAGACGGCAGCGGCAGCGGCAUGGACCUGGACGGCAAGCGGAUGGAGGCCGUCGAGGAGGGGGCCGUCGUCGUCGUCGAGCCGAGCCCCAAGCAGCAGCAGCAGCAGCUGGGCGGCAGCAACGGGUACAUGUCGCCGCUGAUGACGGAGAACAUCUCCACCAAGCACCCCUGGUUCAUGCAGUGCACGGAGCAGCGGCGGAAGCUGUUCAUCAAGAGUUUCGCCUACGUGGUGACGGUGGGCAUGGUGAUCGCCUACAUGGUGGGGCUCAACAUGUCGUGGACGGCCAUCACCACCGCCAUCGCCCUGGUGGUCGUGGACUUCCGCGACGCCGAGCCGUGCCUCAACACCGUCUCCUACUCGCUGCUCGUCUUCUUCUCCGGCAUGUUCAUCACCGUCAGCGGCUUCAACAAGACGGGGCUGCCGGCGGCCAUAUGGAACUUCAUGGCGCCAUACUCCAAGGUCAACAGCGUGGGCGGCAUAUCCGUGCUCUCUGUCAUCAUCCUGCUGCUGUCCAACCUCGCGUCAAACGUGCCAACAGUGCUUCUUAUGGGCGGCGAGGUGGCCUCGGCGGCGGCCCUGAUCUCGCCGGCGGCUGUGGUGCGGUCGUGGCUGCUGCUGGCGUGGGUGAGCACGGUGGCGGGCAACCUGUCGCUGCUGGGAUCGGCGGCGAACCUGAUCGUGUGCGAGCAGGCUCGACGGGCGCAGCGCAACGCCUACGACCUCACCUUCUGGAACCACAUCGUCUUCGGCGUGCCCUCCACCCUCAUCGUCACCGCCAUCGGCAUCCCCCUCAUCGGAAAGAUCAACAUCUGA
This is a messenger RNA of Zea mays, 1434 nucleotides long. RefSeq lists its product as uncharacterized. The transcript is spliced from 2 exons. The coding region runs from base 1 to 1434 and encodes 477 amino acids. Lineage: Eukaryota; Viridiplantae; Streptophyta; Magnoliopsida; Poales; Poaceae. The record is from RefSeq and is marked provisional. Gene Ontology annotation, cellular component: membrane. Gene Ontology annotation, biological process: transmembrane transport.